AGCCGUUGUAUUGUGAUAAAAUUUUAAAUAUCAAUCACAAAUAAUUGAAUUUAACUUUUUAGUUUUUACCAUACGAACUACUUACUACCAACUUAGUUCGAUAACAAUUAAUUGGUUUUCAUACAAAUUAAUACCAAUAGAAAUGGUCUUCAAAACUUUCCACAAAGGGAAAUAUUUUAUUUCCUUUAAAAGAGGAUUCGAUGAAAGUAAAAAAGAUAUCACAAUAACAGUUGAUAAAUUUUUUCAGACUGAUACUUUAAGAUUGACGUUAUCUGACGAUGAUGAUCCUGCAUUUUUGUGCAAAAUUAACUUAACACGUUGUGACUACGAAGAAUUAAAGAAACAACAAGGACUUCUUAUUGAUUUUGAUAACUUUCCAUCUCAAGUUGUUAGAUUAUUACAGCAGUGUGCAACAAAUAAUAUGUUCCUCAUUAUACAACAAAUUACACCAAUUCAGUACAACUUUGAAGUGGUGGAGCACAAUGAAUUCAGACGAUUAAUUCAUUUAUGUCUUAAGACAGGCCCGGCCAGUGAUAAUGAAGUGAAACAGCAUAUGGCUGAAACUAUAGGAGAGUUAAAAAAGUCACUAACAAACCUUAAAUGUUUAGCUUCUUCAAAUGAAAUGAUGUGGAAUGAAAAAUAUUCAAACAUGGAAGCAAAAGUUCAUGAUCUAACUCUAACUGUUAGCAAAAUGGAAGAAGAUAAACUAAGACACGAAAAAGAGUUUCAGGAAGCCAUGAAACUAGAAAAAGAUCGCAUAGCCCAGGAAAAAGUUCAGUGGCAAACGAAUAAUGAUAAUCAUACAAAGAGUCUGCUUAAUACAGCUCAAGAAACCAUUAACAAAAAAGAAAAGCAGAUAGAUGACUUAAGUUACCUCAAUAAACAAUUGCAAGAUAAUACCAGACAACUUGAGAAUCAAAUAAGUGACAAAGCCCAAAGAUUGACAUUAGUUGAAAAAGAAGUACAAAAAUCUCAUAUUGAGGUUGCUACACUCAAAGCAAAGAAUGCGGCUUUAGAGCGAGACAUUAUUGAAAAAGAAAAACAAGUCAAUCAGUUAUGCUCAAAAUCAAAUUAUUUGGAAAAGGUAACUAAAGACAAUUCAGAUGUAAUAAAAGAAUUGAAUGAAAACAUACAGACACUAAAAAUGGAAAAGGGUAGCUUAGAAAGAAGAUUGACAAUAAGUGAAUCAUUGGCAAGUAAAAAUAAUGAAGCAGCACAGUCCACAACAGAACAGCUGUUAAAAGCUAAUCAGAUUAUAUCGAAGCAAAACAAUGAUAUAAUUGAAAUGAAAGACAAGCUUCUAUGUAGAACUGCUAUAGCACUAGAACAAGAAAAAGUUAUUGAACGUAAUAUGAAAGAGAUACAAGAUUUACGAUCUGAAUUAGCUGUAACAAAAGAAAGUGUGGACAAACUUCGUAAAGAACUUGAUUCUCUUAAGGAAAAAAAUAACAGCAAUGAACAAGCUCUCCUAGACCGUGAUGAAACAAUAAAAAAUAACAAUAUGGUAAUUCAGUGGCUUCACAAAAAGAUUGAAGGAAUUGAUGCCACAGACUAUAUGCAAAAUAAAAGUCGAAAAGGACUUCAAACAGGGAGUUCAACUCCAUACUCACAAACAAAAAAUAUUCAAAACAAUUCAUCUCAAGGUACAGAUGAAUCUAUCAAUUUUUAUGCCACAUCUAAAUUGUUGAGUAUUGAUGAAAGUCCUCAGCCUUCUGCACAAAAUAAAAAAGGAUUAGAUCCGAAAUAUUUAGAACCUUCAACAGAAGAAAAUCAAGCACUACGCAAAGAUAUUCCAAGGCCAAUUUCAACUCUUAACAAGAAGGGCAAAGAAAACAAAUGUAUUGAGUUGCCAAAAGUUGAUUAUAGAGAAAAAAAAUCUUCUAGGGCAACAACAUAUCGAGCCACACCAAUCUCUGCAUAUUUUCCAUGAUUUGUAAAAAAAAAAUUUGUAAAAUAUGUAAAUACAAUAUAAACAAAU
This is a messenger RNA of Vanessa tameamea, 1978 nucleotides long. It is a transcript of the gene Sas-6, whose product is annotated as spindle assembly abnormal protein 6 homolog. Lineage: Eukaryota; Metazoa; Arthropoda; Insecta; Lepidoptera; Nymphalidae. The transcript has 12 exons. The record is from RefSeq and is a predicted model, not a curated record. Gene Ontology annotation, cellular component: centriole; centrosome. The coding region runs from base 143 to 1930 and encodes 595 amino acids. Gene Ontology annotation, biological process: centriole replication.